Messenger RNA from Cynoglossus semilaevis (tongue sole), 970 nucleotides. It is a transcript of the gene psph, whose product is annotated as phosphoserine phosphatase. Lineage: Eukaryota; Metazoa; Chordata; Actinopteri; Pleuronectiformes; Cynoglossidae. The record is from RefSeq and is a predicted model, not a curated record. The coding region runs from base 61 to 789 and encodes 242 amino acids. The transcript is spliced from 6 exons. Gene Ontology annotation, cellular component: cytoplasm. Gene Ontology annotation, biological process: dephosphorylation; L-serine biosynthetic process. Gene Ontology annotation, molecular function: magnesium ion binding; L-phosphoserine phosphatase activity.
UGAUUGGUCCAUUGAUCCUGGAUCCUGUUCCUCAUCAGUGAGACCACUAGGGCUCCACUAAUGCUUGAGGCGCUCUUUCUGCUGCACGGACGCUACUAUCACCGCAUGAUGUCGACGCUUUCACAAACAAAAGAACUCUUCAGGAACGCAGAUGCUGUUUGUUUUGACGUGGACAGCACCGUUAUCAAAGAGGAAGGCAUUGACGAACUGGCCAAGUUCUGCGGUGUGGGGGAUGCAGUCACUGAGAUGACUCGCAAAGCAAUGGGUGGCUCGGUCACCUUUAAAACAGCUCUGACGGAGCGUCUUUCCAUCAUCCGGUGUUCCAGAGAACAAGUGAACAAACUGAUCACAGAUCACCCGCCGCAGCUGACUCCAGGCAUUAGGGAGCUUGUAGAACGCCUGCACGAGCGCCACAUAAAGGUUUUCCUCAUUUCCGGUGGAUUCCGCUGCAUCGUUGAGCACGUGGCCACGCAGCUGAACAUCCCACUGGAUCACAUUUAUGCGAACCGACUCAAAUUCUACUUCAAUGGAGAGUACGCUGGCUUCGACGAGACUCAGCCCACAGCAGAGAGCGGAGGUAAAGGAAAAGUCAUCAGCAUGUUGAAGGAACAGUACGGCCUCAAGACUGUUGUGAUGAUUGGAGACGGCGCCACUGACCUGGAGGCCUGUCCUCCUGCUAGCGCUUUUAUUGGAUUCGGUGGGAAUGUGGUCAGACAGCAGGUGAAGGAAAGAUCAUCGUGGUAUGUGACGAGUUUCCGGGAACUUAUAAAAGAACUGGAGAAAAUUUAAAUAAGCUAAAAUAGUACUUUUAAAAAAAAACAACAAAAACAAACAAGGAUCAGUAGUUUUAUAGCAGUAUUUGACUGGGUACAGUUGUCUUUAACAACAAUAUAAUUUAGUUUUUUAGGACAUUUGUUAUUCUCUGAAAAUGUCACCCCUCCCCCCAAAUAUCUACCAAUUAUUACAUUAU